Molecule: messenger RNA, 2010 nt
Organism: Ceraceosorus guamensis
Lineage: Eukaryota; Fungi; Basidiomycota; Exobasidiomycetes; Ceraceosorales; Ceraceosoraceae
Product: alpha/beta-hydrolase
Exons: 6
Coding region: 201-1676 (491 amino acids)
Source: RefSeq, a predicted model, not a curated record
CCGCCUCCACUUGAGCACAACGGGCGGCGGGCAUUUGCUCGAGACUCACGACUGUCAGGCGUGUGAAGCACGCCUGACUCGCGCGAAGCUGACUCUAGAUCCAUGAUUGCUUGGGUUCUCAUCCUUGAUCACAAUGUCAGCCUUGACCAUUUCUCGGCGCAUGCUGAAAGAAGCACCACCUUCACCCGUCAUUAUCGGUGAUGGCAUUUUUCCCCACUCAAGAGCUGGCUUUCGAGCCCCUCUUGCAGCCCAUAGAGCUGGGCCCGCACGCAGCAGCGGCCUCCACGUCCACACCCACAUCCUCAGCUCGACUCUCGGCGUAUCCUACCCCAUCCCCACCUCGCAGCCUACCGACAGGAUUGAUUACAAAUCACUACUUUCUGGGUAGCACAUCGCGACGCUCACGUCUUGGAGAUGGGUCACUGCCAUUGUCUCUGUCCCAGCUCCAAAGCUCAUGGCCACCAGCUGAACCCGCCAGGCUUCGAGACGCUCCUCCAACCCCAGACGAGGUGGAGCGUCGACCGAGCAGGUACACCGCAUUCACGGCUGCCAAAGCCAGUGACACUGUGCCCGAUGCUUCUGUCUGCCCGCCUUUGAUAGCUGUCUCGCGCUUUGUUCCAAAUCGGACUGCUAUCGGAUCGUCGUCAAACCGCGCAUCCACCCAGCGCAUCACUUUACUUCUCACCCAUGGCGCCGGCUUCCACAAAGAGCUGUUCGAACCCAUGAUCGAGCAUGUCGUCGAGCUGCUGCGCGCAGGUGGAAAUCAUUCUAUCGAGUUGGAGGAAGCUUGGUGCAUCGAUAUGCCAGGUCACGGCGAUUCAAGGGCAGUGAAUGGCAGCGGCCCUUGGCUCAUCGAUGGCAAAGACUAUAUGCGGGACGUCCUUACCUUUGUUGCUCUGUACCUGCCGUCGCUUCGAAGUGAAGCGAACGAGCACAUGCCUACGCUUUUGAAGCCGGACGUCGACGCGAUCAAGCUCUUGUCCAAUGCGCACAACGGACCGCGAGAUGCUCCUCUUGCCCUCUCUACGCGUCCGAACCUCGUUGGUAUUGGCCACUCGAUCGGCGGAGAGACCAUGGUGGGGUUGGCGAUGCAUGCGCCAAGAUUAUUCAGCAGCAUAGCAGUCAUCGAGCCCAUCAUUCUCGAUGCGGCGACCCAGGCAUUUGGGACAAGACUGCCACUGGCCAGGUUCGCGCUCAAAAAGGAAUGGAGAUGGGACAAUGUCGAAGAGGCACAAAAGCAUUUCUUGGCGCAUCCCGUGUAUGGACAGUACAGAUUUGACGUCAGGGAGAAAUUUCUUGCGCACGGUGUUACAGCCUCUUCAUUUUCGGCGACAAGAAGGGCCGAGAAGGCUGUCAUGCUCAAAGCGAGCCCGUACACGGAAGCAAUUGCAUACCUUGACCAUCAGACAGUCGUGAGCCUAGCACCUCGAGGCGCCUUCUUCCCUCCUAUUCCGUCUCUUUGGAUCACAGGAUCCCGGCCACUGAUGUACUCUGCGAAAGAGGCACCACCACUGGAGACUGUGCAUCGCCUUGCUCAGCGCUUCCGAGGAAUGCAGGUCGAGGUGCUUCAAGGAGGCCACAAUCUGCCCUACGACGACCCCGCGUCGGUGGCAAAGGCGAUUUGUAGAUUCAUUACUGCUUUUACCGGAACCGCAUCCAGCGCAUCGCACCUCUAAUCGCCUCUUCGGAUAUUCUUCUGUCAACUUACACUCGGUCGGCGAGUGCCUCGCCCAGCUGCGCAAAGCGCCGCACUUGUAUGUUCACCUUGACGACUUGAUCGCAAGCAAGCAGAUGAGUCACACCAAGAGACGGCAGACGCAUCUUUAAAUGUGGCAGCAGGCACGAUGAUAGAAUACAAGAGAUCGAGCAACGCGGGUCGUGGUGAUACGUCUGGAAUGAGAUUAUGUUGGGUGUUUGAGCAGCGUGCAUCGCGCUUGACAGGGAGGCAGAGAGAAGCGAAAAGCGAGCAAGCGCUGCAAAGGACCAGUGUUAAGUAGGACGAAACGCAAU